AUGCAAACGAAACCCCCCAGUAUUGCCCACUCGGAACGACGUUUCAUGUCUUCCUUAAGCGAAAAUGCAAGUCCAACGGAGGAUAGCAUUGUGACACACGGAAAUCAAAUGGACCCAUCCUUCGUUUCCGAAGAAACCUUCGCCACGUUUAACAGCAUUUUUGGACCCCUUUCCAAAGUGACCAAGACAGCAAUGGGCGGCGGCAACGUUUGUCCAACAUGCUCCAAAGUAAGUCCCCACCACCUCAAAAUCCCGCCAGUCAGCCGAUCUCAAUCACCUCUAACACUUCACUGGUCACCUCUCCCCCAUCCUACAACAACAACAAACAUGAAAGACCUUUGA
Molecule: messenger RNA, 342 nt
Organism: Chondrus crispus (carragheen)
Lineage: Eukaryota; Rhodophyta; Florideophyceae; Gigartinales; Gigartinaceae
Exons: 1
Coding region: 1-342 (113 amino acids)
Source: RefSeq, a predicted model, not a curated record